GUAAAGUACUAAGAGCUUGUUUGUAGUCAAAAAAGUUGUCAGCUUUCCCAAAAAGAAAAACCCCAACAAAAAACUCUCCACUUCCUACACUCAUCACACUCUUCUUUUACUUCUGUCUUUUUCCUCUUCACUUCAUUCAUGGCAUUUCAGAUGCUGCUUCUCUCCUUGUACAUUCUCUUUUUCAUAGCCUUCACUAGCUUGUACACUUCUACUUUUGCUGCAUCUGAUGUUGAGCUUCUCUUGUUAAAGAUCAAACCCUCACUUCAGGGCAGUUCAGAGAACUUGUUGUUAUCUUCAUGGAACACUUCAGUUCCACUCUGUCAAUGGAGAGGUCUCAAAUGGGUUUUCACCAAUGGAACUUCUUUGCUCUGCACUGAUCUUUCUUCACCUCAAUGGACAAGUCUUUUACUUUACAGAAACCCAUCUUUGCAUCUUGUUUCUCUUCAGUUGCCAUCAGCUAAUCUCACUGGAACACUCCCAAGAGAACUUGGUGAGCUUUCUACAUUGCAAAGUCUUUAUCUUGGUGUUAAUUCACUACAUGGGAACAUUCCUCUUGAGCUUGGCUACAGCUCUUCUCUCUCUGAUAUUGAGUUGAGUAGCAAUAACCUCACUGGGACAGUUCCAGCUUCAAUAUGGAAUCUUUGUGAUAGGCUUGUUUCUCUCAGGGUUCAUGGUAAUUCUUUGUCUGGUUCUCUUCCUAACCCUGCAUUGCCUGAUGCUACUUGUAAAAAUUUGCAGUUUCUUGAUUUUGGGGAAAACAUGUUUUCUGGGAAUUUUCCUGAAUUUAUAACUAGGUUUAAUGGUCUUAAAGAUCUUGAUUUGGGGGAUAACAAUUUUUCUGGGCCAGUUCCUGACACAUUAGCUGCAUUAAAGCUGGAAAAAUUGAAUCUUUCACACAAUAAUUUUAGUGGGGUGUUGCCAAAUUUUGGGGAAUCAAAGUUUGGUGUGGAGGUAUUUGAGGGGAACAGUCCUACUCUUUGUGGGCAUCCUUUAGGGCCUUGUAGUGGAAGCUCUGGUUUGAGUCCUGGUGCAAUUGCUGGUAUUGUUAUUGGUUUGAUGAGUGCAAUGGUGGUUGUGGUGUCAUUGUUGAUUGGGUAUUUUCAAGGGAAAAAGAGGAAACAUGCAGAUGAAGAAGAGGAUGAAUUUGAGGAAGUUGAAGAUGAGGAAACUGGUGGUGGUGGUGGUGGUGAGGGGAAGUUGAUCUUGUUUCAAGGGGGUGAGCAUCUGACACUGGAGGAUGUGCUUAACGCGACGGGGCAAGUGAUGGAGAAGACUAGUUAUGGGACUAUUUAUAAGGCAAAAUUAGCUGAUGGUGGAACCAUUGCUUUGAGGUUGUUGAGGGAAGGGAGUUGUAAGGAUGGAAGUUCAUGUUUAUCUGUGAUUAAACAUCUGGGAAAAGUUAGACAUGAGAAUUUGAUUCCUUUGAGAGCCUUCUAUCAAGGGAAGAGAGGGGAGAAGCUUCUCAUUUACGAUUAUCUCCCCAACAGAAAUCUUCAUGAACUCUUACAUGAAUCAAGAGUUGGGAAGCCAGUAUUGAAUUGGGCUAGGCGACACAAAAUAGCAUUGGGCAUAGCCAGAGGACUAGCGCACCUUCAUGGUCUGGAAACACCCAUUACCCAUGGGAAUGUUAGGUCAAAGAAUGUUCUCGUCGAUGAGUUCUUCGUUGCCAGGCUUACUGAAUUUGGACUUGACAAGAUAAUGAUCCCAGCUGUAGCUGAUGAAAUCAUAGCACUUGCAAAAGCUGAUGGUUACAAGCCACCUGAACUGCAAAGGAUGAAGAAGUGCAAUUCGAGAACUGAUGUUUACGCUUUUGGAAUCCUACUACUGGAGAUUCUGCUAGGAAAGAAGCCUGGAAAGAAUGGAAGGAACGGCGACAAUGUUGAUUUGCCUGCACUAGUGAAAGUAGCCGUUUUGGAGGAAACAACGAUGGAGGUAUUCGACGUGGAGCUUUUGAAGGGAAUUAGGAAUCCAAUGGAAGAAGGUUUGGUACAAGCAUUGAGACUUGCGAUGGGUUGUUGUGCUCCUGUGGCUACCGUUAGACCGUCGAUGGAAGAAGUCGUACGACAGUUAGAGGAGAACAGACCGAGAAACCGGUCUGCUUUGUACAGCCCUGCUGAAACUAGGAGUGGAAGUGGUACUCCAUUUUAAAGCUCAUGUUGUGAUUUUAGUAAUGAGUAUUGUUUCAUAUUAUGCCUCUCUUUUUGUCUCCUAAAGGAGAGAGGGCUAAAUGGUUAUAGCUUUCUUACUCUUUCAACUAUUUACCUUUGGCUUUGCAUUGUUAGGGAAAAUCUUUCCAUAGACAAAUUGACAAUAGACAAUAUGUCACGUUAGGCAGCAAAUUGGAUAUUAUAGUGUGCUUUUUUAGAU
Nicotiana attenuata is the source of this 2367-nucleotide messenger RNA. RefSeq names its product putative kinase-like protein TMKL1. Bases 139 to 2148 code for a protein of 669 amino acids. NCBI's taxonomy places the organism in Eukaryota, Viridiplantae, Streptophyta, Magnoliopsida, Solanales, Solanaceae. Gene Ontology annotation, molecular function: protein kinase activity; ATP binding; protein binding. Gene Ontology annotation, biological process: protein phosphorylation. The record is from RefSeq and is a predicted model, not a curated record. The transcript is spliced from 2 exons.